GACUGCGCUUGUCGAGAUGGUGAUGCUGGUAGGUGCAUCAACAGCUACGCCAAGAGCCAUCGUAGCGAGAUUAAGCCACGUCACAGACGUCCCGCGGUUGCUAUGCUAAACGUACACGAACUGCGUACUUAAAUGUGGGAACAAAAUUUGUAGGCUGUUUAUUGGAAUAACUAAACUGUAGAAUAGGAUUGUAAUAAGCCGUGUGUUAUUACUGAGAGCACCGCAGAGCCACCAUCGGAUGGAACCGGCAAGUUCUUCCCCGCCGGCAACCACAGCGGUAGGAUCGGCUCAGCCGUCACUCGAAUCGGAAAACGUCACUCGCGAGGCUGUGCCAUCUCCGUUGUCACAACGAGAGUGUUAUUCACCGGCGUCCUCGAGUCCUCAUCCCUUGGCGCUCUGCCUGGGUCCCCCGUGUACUCCGUCGGCACAUCGGACGCCCCCGCCGGCGCCUCCUUCCUUCCUGCUGGGGCCCGGUCACGGUCACGUGUCUUGUCCGUCGUCGCCGCCAUCCGCCGUCAAGAACAAAGCGUCGCUGGGCCUGACGUGCGUCGUGUGCGGGGACACGAGCUCGGGCAAGCACUACGGCAUCCUCGCAUGCAACGGCUGCAGCGGUUUCUUUAAGCGUAGCGUCCGGAGAAAACUUUACUACAGAUGUCAGGCUGGCACGGGCCGUUGCAUAGUCGACAAAGCGCAUCGAAAUCAGUGUCAGGCCUGCCGACUCAAGAAGUGCUUGCAGAUGGGCAUGAAUAAAGACGAUGUCCGCGACACUGACCACCGCUUGUUCGCUGCGGUCACCCUGUUCCGCUCCGACCAGUCCACAGCUGUUCAGAACGAGCGCCAACCCCGGAACACAGCCACGAUCAGACCCGAAGCGCUACUCGAAAUGGACCAGGAAAGGGCGUUACGAGAAGCCGCAGUAGCUGUUGGUGUUUUUGGCCCUCCAGUUACUCUAGCGAUGGGUCUCUCGCCAAGGUAUCACACUGGCAUGCUGACGUCACCCAUAGAACUGCCACCUAAACAGGAAGCGGAAGAUGAGGACAGCAUCGACGUUACCAACGAGGAGACCCUCCCCCCGGCACCCCGACCCCUCACCUGCUCUGCACCAACUCCGACGGUGUCAUCGCUGGCAUCUCAACAGUUUUUUUUUGCCAUUUAUCAGCCGAUCCAAGAGACGGUGUACGAGACAUCGGCCCGACUUCUGUUCAUGGCCGUCAAAUGGGCGAAGAAUCUGCCUUCCUUCGCUAGGCUUCCUUUUCGUGAUCAGGUAAUCCUACUGGAGGAAGCGUGGGCCGAACUGUUCUUGCUGAACGCCGUUCAGUGGUGCAUGCCGCUAGAGACGAGUCCCCUGUUCUCCGUUUCUGAACACGCUGCUGGUGUGCCGAACGGCAAAGACAGCCAAGUGGCCUCAGACGUUCGCAUUCUGAACGACACUCUACUGCGGUUUAAGGCUGUCGGAGUUGAUCCGGCGGAGUUCGCCUGCCUUAAAGCAAUUGUCCUUUUUCGAUCUGAGACACGAGGUCUGAAAGACCCUGCGCAGGUGGAGAACCUGCAGGAUCAGGCUCAGGUGAUGUUGGGUCAACACACUAGGGGUCAGUACCCAGGACAGGCCGCGCGCUUUGGCAGGUUGCUGUUAAUGUUACCACUUCUUCGGCAAGUCUCCACAGGUCGCAUCGAGCAGAUUUUCUUCCAACGGACCAUUGGCAACACGCCCAUGGAGAAGGUCCUUUGUGACAUGUACAAGAACUGAACUGAUCUCGUGAUGUUGAACUGUGGUGGGGGAGACCACAUUGAAACAGGAUAAGGUCUGCUUGUACUGAUUACGGUGAUACUAAGUCUCUUCCGAAAGAAGAAAUGUCAGUGUUUGGUUGUAAAGUGUUGAAGGACAAUUUUAUAUUUAGCAGAGGUGAACUAAUUAACAAAGGAUUGGAUACAGUUACAGAAUUACAAACAUUAUACCUUUUACUCUAAAUCGGAUAUUGCUGGGGUGUUUAAUGAAUAAGUUAGACGGAAAAUGUAGCAUGCGAGGAGCUGCGAAAUGUAUUUUACAUUUUUAUCAGAAUACUCAAUACGUAUAUCAGACGUAUCUGGACACCGUAGCGUAAAUGAGAAUAUAAAAUUGAUCUUAGAGAAGUAGUUAAGCCGUGGUUAAACAGUGUGGAAAAUGGCGUGCUUCGGACUGGCAGACCAGGGUUCCUUUCCUGAUAGGGACAGGAACCUUCCUGUUUGUCGUCACGCCCAGAUCGGCUCUGGGGUAUACCCAACCACGUAUUCAACGAGUACAGAGGUUAAGGUGGCUUCAGUGUGAAGCUAAAUACUCAGUUUCUUGUUCAGAUGUCUGGAAUGCAUGGAGAUUUACUUGCAUUCCGCGUGAUGCUGAAGUGUGAAGGAAAUUCUACCCUACAUCGUGAAGAAAUGUUCUUUGUACGUGUGGGCUGGAUUGGACUAAUUCAGAAUAAGAUUCAGUGGCGAGCUCUUAUAAUUAUAGAACUCUAUA
Molecule: messenger RNA, 2494 nt
Organism: Zootermopsis nevadensis
Lineage: Eukaryota; Metazoa; Arthropoda; Insecta; Blattodea; Termopsidae
Gene: Hr51
Product: photoreceptor-specific nuclear hormone receptor 51
Biological process (GO): regulation of DNA-templated transcription
Molecular function (GO): sequence-specific DNA binding; DNA-binding transcription factor activity; zinc ion binding
Source: RefSeq, a predicted model, not a curated record